UUUCUUUGUUGGGCGUCGGGCUAAAAAGGGCGAACAUUACCAUGUCUACACUCUGAGUUUAGCCUGGUAGCAGGCUAACUAGCGAUAGUAGUUUCAAACAAAGUGCUGAUGUUGUUAAAUCUGCAGGUAUUUGGUCAUAAACUGUUCGCACCGUUAGCGCCGUAGGCAUCAUUAGCAAUGUCAGCACCGUUACAAUUGUUAGCACCGUUACUGUCGUUAGCAACGUGAUCAUUGUCAGCACAGUUACAGUCGUUAGCACCGUUAGCACUGUCAACACCGUUACAGUUGUUACAGUUGUCAGCACCGUUAGCACGUCAGCACCGUUACUGUCGUUAGCACGGUUAGCACUGUCAGCAACACUAAUGUUGUCAGCAACGUUAGCAUCGUUAGAGCCCUCGAGGAGUCGACCCCCCUAACCCCCGGAGAGGCCCUCGCUCUGCACUCGGUAUUAUUUGGCACCUUUUUAAUCAAACUACUGGAGCACGAAACCGGAACCCCAAAGAAAAGAAAACAUCGAGUUUCAUCGAGAGAAACGCUGAAGAAGAAGAAAAGUGAUUUGUACGAGCGGCGGUUGCUAAAUGUUUGUGUUUGGGAUGAAACCGAUCUGAAAGUUUCUUCCUCUUAACGUGUUUCUGCGAUGUCUAAAGACUAUUUGUUUAACUCCUCACUUCCUUCCCAUCACACGAGUGACAGGGGUUGAUAUCAAGAGCGUCUCUUAUCCUUCAUGUCACUUCCUUUCGUGGAACCGUUUAAUGCGUUGGGUGUGAGACGUGGGUUCGUGGUCCCAGGUUCUGGUCUUGCAGGCACGCGACCGUUUUUUGUGUCAGCGCCGACUCAUUUGGUCCAUUUGAAACCUCCGUGGCAACGCAACGCACUUCACUUCCUGAAACCUGCAACUCAUCACACGUGGUGCUCGCUCCAAACCAUGAGGCACGCGCUUCAGCAUUGAAAUAAAAUACUUGGCCUCUCAAGUUUCUUGUGACUUGUUUUACUGAUUACAACUUUUGGUCUUGAUUUAACAUUUAAAAGUCACAGUUUGAUGUUAACGUUAUUUGACUUUGAGUCAUAUCAUCGACCACAGGUCUGGUCUGUAAUCAGGCCGCCUCCACAGAGGACUUCCUGUGAGAGCGAGAGCAGGCGAGCAGGGGAAGUUACCGAAACCUUACAGUCUUCACGGGAAGCUUCCACCUCUCCCAGAAUGCAACAGGAAGUCGCCAUAACCUAAAUCAGAUUGCGAGGCACUGCUGAUGCUGUGAACACCAAACUAACCUGGGAUGAGCCUCUUAACGGCUCUGACCCCCAACAAGGCAACCACAAUGUGCGAAUGAGCUCCUCUUCUCUUGCCACUCCUCAGAUGACAUCCGUCACACCCCCUUCCUCUCGUAGCUCCUCCCCCCAGAAGGUGUGCCACUCGCAGACGCAGACCGACGUCUUGAAGCCCUUGCUGGGCGGUGGGGGCGGAGCUCUGAGGAAGAGGAGGCGCGUCCUGUCCAAAGAUGGCCGCAGCAACGUGCGCGUGGAGCACGUCAGCGGGCGCGGCGCCCUGUACAUGCGUGACCUCUGGACCACGUUCCUGGACAUGCAGUGGCGCUACAAGUUCUUCCUGUUCACCGCCACGUUCGCGGGGACCUGGUUCCUAUUCGGGGUGCUGUGGUAUCUCAUGGCCCUGGUGCACGGAGACCUGCUUGAGUUUGACCCGCCCUCGAACCACACACCCUGUGUGAUGCAGAUGCAGACCCUGACGGGGGCUUUCCUCUUCUCCCUGGAGACCCAGACCACCAUCGGUUACGGUUUCCGCUGCAUCACCGAGGAAUGUCCGGCGGCCAUCGUUCUCCUCAUCGUCCAGCUCAUCAUCACCAUGCUGAUGGAGAUCUUCAUCACCGGUACCUUCCUCGCCAAGGUCGCUCGGCCGAAGAAGCGAGGCGAGACGGUGAAGUUCAGCCAGCAUGCCGUGGUGUCGACCCACGAGGGACGACCCUGCCUGAUGGUCCGGGUGGCCAACAUGCGCAAGAGUCUCCUGCUUGGGUGUCAGGUCAGUGGAAAACUGCUCCAGACAUCUCUGACCAAGGAAGGCGAGACGGUCCGUCUGGACCAGAGGAAUGUGCCGUUCCAAGUGGACAUGUCCAGCGACAGCCCCUUCCUCAUCCUGCCCCUCACCUUCUACCACAUCAUCGACGACGACAGCCCCCUGCGAGCCUGGGCAGCCAAGGGCGGGGGCUGGACCGAUCCAGAGUCGGCAGACUUCGAGCUGCUGGUGAUCAUGAGCGCCACGGUUGAGCCGACGUCUGCCACCUGUCAGGUCCGCACUUCCUACCUGCCGGACGAGAUCCUCUGGGGCUACGAGUUCCCCCCCGUGGUCUCCCUCUCCCCGUCGGGCAAAUACGUCGCGGACUUCACCUUCUUCGACAAAGUGGCCAAGACCAAGACCACGCCCGUCUUCAAACCGUCCGGCACCCCGCAGCAGGUGUACCAGAGCAACGGGGGCGGAGCCGUGUCGGAGGUCACCGAUCCGGAGAAGAUCCGCCUGGAGCAGAGCUACCGGGACAGGGGGAGCGGGGGAGGGGAGGAACGAGGCCGGGCGAGAGACGUUCGCAUCAGCAACGUGUGAACGGGGAGCGCUCUGGAGAGAGGAGGGUGAAGGCAACGGGAGGAAACAUCACAUCCAGCUCGGACACUUGACUUUUUAGGACCGAUUCGGACCUCUGGAAGAUAUCCAGGUAACACGAGACGACGCAUGAAGGAAACAUGGACGACUUCUGUUUGGUCAGCUGAACAUGUGUCACACGCCUGCUGGGUUGAUGCAUGCUUUACACUGGUUUGACCCUAUGAAGGCAUAACACACUGCCUGACUGCAGCUAUUACUUACAUGUGAGUGCACACACACACACACACACACACACACUUUUACAACUAAAAAAAUAACAGGUGGGAUUAUUUAUUCGCACAGUAAAAUAAACCAUAACAACCACGAAAACUAAAAUAAAAAGCUAAAGUAAACGUGAGCAGGGGCAGAGGACGGGAACCCCCGUUGUCUUGUUUGGGUUUUGAGGCUUUAUGUCAAAUCACAAGUAGAACAACUUGUGAGAGUCAAUAUGAGUGCCCCCCCCCCCUCAAUGUCAUAGACACAUGAGCAAAGGGGGCAAUUCAUGUUUAUACUCUUAAAAAAAAUAAAAACCUAAUGAGUGAUGCUAAGCCAGUUUCUACAGAAGUCACAACAUCCCCCUCACAACACUUUGGAUAUUUUUACAUUUCUUGAAGGUCUCGAGUUAAAGACUCAAAAAAGAGACAAUGAUGUGUAUUAAACACGCACCGUAAACGGUUAGGAAAAGCACUUUCUCUUCCACUGAUGUGGAAACUACAACUGAAUCAGAAGUUGAGAGCUGCUCCUCUACUGAGUCUUCUGAUGGAGAGAAGUUACUUAUUGUUCUGGUAUGUGUGUCUGUUAUGGACAGACAGUUAGCACUUUAUGUAAGUACAUGAUGUACACUUGCACCUUUUAUUUAGCUGCCUAACUUGGGACCUUACCAUAGGGUUAGGGUUAGGGUUAGGUUGUUUCUGCUUCUUCACACUACUAAAAGCACUUACACACGUUGAAUGUCAUGGAAUUAGCAUGAUAUAUAUCUUAUACUUCCCUCAAAGCGAAUUGUGUUUUCAGUUUCUCUUUCUCAGUGGCUUUAAACAAGCUAAACACGUUCUCGUAGAAGCUCUCCUUUCUGUGUGAAGCGGGGCUUCUGUCUCGUGGGGCACAGAGUAGAAUAAUCGUGCAAAUUAUGGUGAAAGCAUGACAUUUAGUGGAGUUGUUCUCCAGAGGUAUUUGGUCAAAUCUGCCCGAUUGGCCAUACACAAAUCCAAGAUGGCGGCUAUUUUUCAAGAUGGCCGCCAAUUAGUUCUCCAAAAAUUAGUUUUCUUCAUAAAACUGUUUGUAUUUCCCCGAUUUGAAUGAUCGUGGUCUCGAUUUUUAUGUUUCUAAGUAAUAUGGAGCUAAACAUGCUCAUUUAUUAGACUUGUGACCAAAAUGUUGCUACAUUUUCAAAAUUUUGAAAAAUGUUGAUGUUGAAAAAUUGAAUUCAGAUGUGAAGUUGAAGAAAUUGUUUGUUUUUUUAAUCAACAUUUUUCAAAAUUUUGAAAAUGUAGCAACACUUUGGUCACAAGUAUAAUAGAUGAGCAUGUUUAACUAAUUUUUGAAUACCCAAUUGGCGACCAUUUUGAAAAAUAGCCGCCAUUUUGGAUUUUUGAAUGGCCAAUCGGGCAGAUUUGACCAAACACCUCUGGAGAACAACAACAAAAUGCUUGUAUCUGCCCCACUCGUACGUCCGUAUGAUUAUGAAGUUACUAACAUUUAAUUAUUAACAACGAAUGUUUUUUGUUUUUUGUUACUGUCGAGGCGACGAGGACACGAGGGUGUGAAAGUAUUCUUGUAGGUCAUGGAUAACGAUUUUAUUCUGAUGGAAACAUGAGACAACGAUGAAUCAAGGAAGAGUCUGACGGAUCUAAACAUGUGGGAAAGUUGUUUCUAUUUGUAACUUGUUUUAAAAAAUGUAACAUCAAGCUCUGGAAUGGUGUUUAAAGUGCAGAUGGAGAUCCAAUGAGACAAAUCCCUCUCGUUUAAUAAAGCUGAUUUUGAGUUAUUACAAAGGCA
Pseudoliparis swirei is the source of this 4639-nucleotide messenger RNA. Its product is annotated as ATP-sensitive inward rectifier potassium channel 10. The transcript has 5 exons. Gene Ontology annotation, cellular component: plasma membrane. The record is from RefSeq and is a predicted model, not a curated record. NCBI's taxonomy places the organism in Eukaryota, Metazoa, Chordata, Actinopteri, Perciformes, Liparidae. Gene Ontology annotation, molecular function: inward rectifier potassium channel activity. Gene Ontology annotation, biological process: regulation of monoatomic ion transmembrane transport; potassium ion import across plasma membrane. Bases 1325 to 2608 code for a protein of 427 amino acids.